Messenger RNA from Sinocyclocheilus anshuiensis, 1577 nucleotides. Its product is annotated as myelin-associated glycoprotein-like. NCBI's taxonomy places the organism in Eukaryota, Metazoa, Chordata, Actinopteri, Cypriniformes, Cyprinidae. The transcript has 7 exons. The record is from RefSeq and is a predicted model, not a curated record. Bases 10 to 1431 code for a protein of 473 amino acids.
CAAACCCCGAUGGCAGGAAACCAGAUCACUUGCUUUAUUUUCAUCAGCUCUGUUUUGGGACAUGCUCACUCAGCUGAUGAUACCUACUUUGUGAUGCCUCAGACAGUAACAGCUCUGACAGGCUCUUGUUUGCAGAUUCCUUGCACAUUCAACAUCUCCAAUUUUGAGGACAAACAUAAGAGGGCAAAAUCUAUUUAUGGGAUCUGGAUGAAAAACAAAUCACAGUAUGCUAGCAAAGACAGUUUUAUAGCUUUUAAUAGCAGUGAAAACAUCAUUAGAGGAUUCAGUGACAUAAAGAUGACUGGAGAUCUCAAUGAGAGGAACUGCACCACUGUCUUCUAUAACAUCAUGAUGAAUCAUUCAGACCGCUAUUACUUCAGACUGGAGUCAAAUGUGCUCAGAGCAACAUUUAACCCCAAUAUAGCUGAUUCAAGCAACACUGUGAGGAUCAAUGUCACAGACUCACCACAACCUCUUGAACUUGAACCUAGUAAGCUACAGUAUGUGAUGGAGGAAACUACAGUAAAUCUAAGCUGCUCUUCUGAAGCCCCCUGUCCCAAACAACCUCCUACAAUAUCCUGGUCUAACAUCCCUGAAUCUGCCCGCAUUACAACACAGUUACAGGAGAAACCUGAUAAAACCCAGUCAGUGUUUUCAUACAUGACCUUCAAAGCUUCAUACAAAGAUCACAAGAAGAACAUUUUCUGCACUGCUACAUAUCCAAGAAAUACGCCUAAUGACUCAACUGUGGAAGGUACCUUCAUGCUACAAGUCCUGUUUCCUCCAAAAGAAACUCACAUCAUCAUUACUCCAUCUGUUGGCACUAAUGUGACUUUGACCUGCAAAAGCAAAGCCAGUCCAUCAAAUUACUUGAACUACACCUGGUACAAACGUGGACAGGAGACGCCUAUAGCUUGGGGAAAGAAGAUUCAUUUAACCAGAACUCAUAAUCAAACAGCAUCAUACUUCUGCAUUGCACAAAAUAAACAUGGAAAACAGUCAUCAGAAGAUGUCCAGCUCACAGAUGAAAGACAGAGUGGAUUCUCUCAUCUGGUGAUAUAUGGCUGUACAGGAGGACUUUUGGCUUUUGUUCUGUUGUCUGCGGGUUUUUUUUACUGUAUGAGAACAAAGGCUUCAAGACAGGCCCAUGUCACAGGAAAAGAUCAGGCUGAGGAUAAAAACAGAGACAUGAUGGCUAUCUAUGUUAACAAUGAUAUUGUGAUCAGCAAGAAUGGUGAGAAGAAAGAAACUGAUGAUCUCCACUAUGGUGAAAUUGACUUCUCCAAACUCCAGCUAGGCCACAAGACAAGGGAACACCCAAGCAAUGGCCCAGUGACAGAGUAUGCUGAGGUUCAAGUGACGGAGAGAAAGAGACAAAUCAACAGUGUUCAGCAAAUGGACAAACUUUAUGCUGAGGUCCAGAAAAAGUGAUUUUUUUCCUAUGUUAAAUCUUGCUAUUGUGCAGAGACCUGUGACACUUGUCAGCCAAGGACAGUCAUCAAAUUUUCACAAAUCCCUUAAUAACAUCUCUGACGAAUGGUGCAACACUGUCUAAAUAAUGAAAUAAUACUCUAGAC